Messenger RNA from Nematocida ausubeli, 315 nucleotides. RefSeq lists its product as uncharacterized. The transcript has a single exon. Lineage: Eukaryota; Fungi; Microsporidia. Bases 1 to 315 code for a protein of 104 amino acids. The record is from RefSeq and is a predicted model, not a curated record.
AUGACUCUUCAGUACUUCUGCAGUUUACUCGUGUGGUACGUGGAAAAUGGUCUUUCUUAUUUAUUCUUUGAAAAGUUGCAGAAUAUCCUGGUUAAUACUUCUGUGGAAAUGAAUCCUGCUGACUUGUGUAUUCUGUGCUUUACGUGCAAGAAGGUGAAUAUUCCUGCAGUAAAUUGCAGUGCCAGAUAUAAUCAUGGUAAACUCAUUGUAGUAUGCUAUAGAUGCAAGAAGGAGUCUGAGUUCAUUAGUAUCCCAUCGUAUAAAUCAGUGUACACAAAGGGCACAUGCGACUUAGAUGCAUUUUUAUUGGGAUGA